AUGGAUUCGUACCCUGAUUUUCUUAGAUAAUCAUUGCUUGAGUUAAACUAUAAACAUCCAAGCAACAUUCAGAAAAUAAUUUAUGAGACUUUUAUAAAACCUAAAGGAGAUGCAAUGAUCAAUAGAUAAAAUCUAAUAGCGUAAUCAUUGAAUGGUAGCGGCAAAACUUUAGCAUAUCUCUCCUUAAUGAUUAGAAAUAUGAUGGCGAGUAAAGUGAAACCAUAAUAAACUGAGUAAUAGCCACAGAUCUAGCAAAUUAAUUAAGAAAUUUAGUAUCAAGAUUGCCACGUAAUAUAAGGAUUGAUCAUUACUCCAACCCGAGAGAUAGCAAUGCAAGUCUAAGAAUACCUUGACUUUCUGACGAAAUCAACUGAUGAAACAUUAAAAUCUAGAUUGACUACCUUUUUAGUUAUAGGAGGACUUGACAUUAAAGAAUAGAGAAGGAAGAUAUUGGUUAAUAAGCCUAAUAUCAUUAUUGGCACACCCGGUAGAAUAAAAGAGAUGAUCAUUGAUAGAGAAUGGCUAAGCUUAACUGCUCUAGACACCUUGAUCAUUGAUGAGGCAGAUAAAUUUUGUGUUCAAAAUACUAAUUAUUAUUAAAGUGAUAAAAAUAAGCAAGGCAAAAAAAACAAUAACAUGAAUUAAGGGAAAUUUUUUGAAGAUCUAGCUUCUAUUAUAAAUCUAAUUGAUGAGCAAUAAGUUCAGAUAUGUGCUUUUUCAGCAACAUUUAACAGCAACACUAUGACUUAACUUAAAAAUCUUAUUAAAAAAGCAAUAGUAAUAAAGGCAUAGUCCAAUGAUAGUCCCAAAAAUGUAAAAGGUCUUGUAGAUAAAGAAGAGUAGAUCUUGAAGAAUAUCUAAAAAAUAUAUAUUUCUCUAAAGAGUAAUGAUUUCAACAGUAAACUUAUUCAACUUGGAGAAUUAUUAACACAGUUAAUGAACUAGAGCUCAGACUAGUAAAUUGUUCUAGAUUCAGCUAAUUAGGAGUCUGAGAAAUAAGUCUCAUCUUAGAUCAUAAUAUUCUUUAACUUUAAGCAUCAAGGAGAGUAGUUAGCCAAGUUUAUAAGAUCCAAGCUAAAUCUUACUACUGUCUUCUUUCACGGUGAUUAGAGCUAGGAGGAUAGACUAAAAGCAUUUGAGAAGAUGAGAUUAAUGGAAAUUAAAGUAAUACUGUCGACUGAUUUGCUGUCAAGAGGGAUCGAUUUGCCAGAUGUAAAGACUGUUAUCAAUUUUGACAUGCCUUUAAAUGAAGCUGAGUUUAGACAUAGAAUAGGAAGGAGCGGUAGAUUUGGUAGAGCAGGCAUGUGCGUAUCAAUAAUAAGUGAAACUGAACAAAAGAAGAUCUAGUAUAUAUCAUAAAUGAUUCAGAGUUAGGUUAUGAUAUAAGUAAACACAUUGAACUUAUUAGCAAGUCUAAAAUCAUAAACAACAUCUGAAGAUUAAAAUGAAUAGUUAAUGGCAAAAUAGAGACAAGAAAAGGAGGUCAAGCUGAUAAAAAAUCAAAAGCAUAUUGAGAAGAAUUUUAGUCAAAAGUAACAGGAUUAUAAAAAGCAAAAGAUCCUUAGCAAGGAGGGGAAAAUGUCGGAGUGGCAAGAUACAACCUAUACUUUCUACGAUGAAAAUCAGUUUAUGUAUGUUGAGGAAAACGAAGAGGAUGAGGAAUUUAAAAUGGAUUAAGAUCAGGAGAUGAUUGAUGAAUCUUAUGAAGACUAAAAUCAUAUUAAAACCUUAGCAUAAUUACUUGAACUAGAUUCCUAGGACCUGGAUGCUAAUGAAAGUAAAACAAGUUAGAGUAAUAGAGAUGAUAAAAUUUAAAGUACUUAAUAACUAUAAACUGACAAAAAAAGCUUUUGUAUAAGUGAUUUGAUACUUUUUGAAAGUGAUUAAUUCAAGGAAUUCAAAUAAAAGAUCAAUGAUAAGAUAAAGUAAGAUUCCACUUUCAGAUAGUUAGUUGAUGAAUUGAUGUUUGCCAAUUACUGCCAGUAUAGAGAUUAUUAUCAAGCCCUAAUUAAAAAUUAAUGA
This is a messenger RNA of Stylonychia lemnae, 2022 nucleotides long. The record is from the annotation of a GenBank genome assembly. NCBI's taxonomy places the organism in Eukaryota, Ciliophora, Spirotrichea, Sporadotrichida, Oxytrichidae.